Umbelopsis ramanniana AG is the source of this 1384-nucleotide messenger RNA. RefSeq lists its product as uncharacterized. The coding region runs from base 102 to 1196 and encodes 364 amino acids. The transcript has 8 exons. Lineage: Eukaryota; Fungi; Mucoromycota; Umbelopsidomycetes; Umbelopsidales; Umbelopsidaceae. The record is from RefSeq and is a predicted model, not a curated record.
CCUGUUCAACAACUUCCUCCAACCCCUGUUGCAAAAAGCAAACCAUUCGUAUCUGAUCAUUUGGACAAGCAUUCUGGCUUGGUCGACGAAUAUGGAUUCUUAUGGGAAACUCUUCAAGAUGUACCUCCACCCACUCUUCCAUGAAGGAAUAUCGUGAGAGGGAAUUGAAGUGGCUGUCAGUGGUAUCCAAGAUGGAUGUGGGAACGGUCGAAAAGGACAACAAGCUGAAAAAGUUGGUACGAUCCGGGAUACCAGCUUCGAUCCGUGCCAAAUCAUGGCAAUUUCUUUCACGAAGUCGAGAAUACCAAAAACCGGGUUUAUAUAAGACCUUACUCCAAGGUGCGAAAAGCUCUGUACACGACGUCAUUGAGCAAGAUGUUGCAAGGUGCUAUCCCAAUCAUGUUCAUUUUAUGCGUCGAGAUGGAGAAGGACAAAACGAUUUAAGGGAUGUUUUAUCAGCGUAUGCACAGUAUAAUCCAGAUCUUGGAUACUGUCAAGGCAUGCACUGCCUAGCUGGCUGCAUGCUUAUGCAGAUGCCUGCGGAGGAUGCUUUUUGGCUGCUAGUGGCCACGGUCGAUCGAUAUUUGAAGGGCUAUUUUGACCCAUCCCUGUCACAGAUACGAAUUGAUACCGUUGUCAUUGGAGAACUGCUUCGAGAGCAUCAACCCAAAUUGGCUCGUCAUCUGGAAUCCAAUGGCGUCACUCCCAUUAUGUACAUCCCUUCGUGGUUCUUGACGGCAUUUACUUUAUCAUUACCUUGGAGCUCUGUUUUGCGCCUCUGGGAUGUCUUUUAUUUUGAAGGUGUCAAGGUGUUUUAUAGAAUUACGUUGGCUAUCUUGGAAAUUUGCAAAGAUCAUCUCCUCCAAAACUGUCCAAGCAAUUCAGAACUCUUGGCAUUUUUGCUCCAUAUCCCACAUAAAUACUUGGGACCCGACUUGUUACUGGAAACAGCUUUUCGCAUAAAAUUGUCUAAGUCCGAUAUUGCAAAGUAUGCUCGCAAAGCAUCCAUCAAGGAUGCCAGUGUAGCCGGUCUUCCGUUUGAACCGGGCUUAGAGAAUUUGAAAGUUGGCCAAAAUCAAUCAACCUCCAGCUUGCCCAGCUUGAAAUCUCUCUCUGGAAUCAGCAAACGUGUAAAACCACAUCGUUCUCAGACCUCUGGACCGCAUACCCUUCCAAAAUCCAGUCAUCUUACUUGAUCCGUUGUCACAUAUCCCCAAAGUUCUAAAUUAGUUACCUCCCUAAUGCCAAACAAGACCACCAUAAACUUCUACCUUUUCCUAGUCUACGCCUACCAAUUGUUUAAGCAAUCAUUUUCUUGUAAUUUUAUAAGGAAUAUUUCAAAAUUCAGUACACUGACCUGCUGCGGCACUACUAUCGCUCACGC